Messenger RNA from Durusdinium trenchii, 2682 nucleotides. The record is from the annotation of a GenBank genome assembly. NCBI's taxonomy places the organism in Eukaryota, Dinophyceae, Suessiales, Symbiodiniaceae.
AUGGCUCAACUUUGGUGGCUUUGCUUUCUAGGCACCUCCUGGGCACAAAGUCCAGGCUUUGGAGUCUGGCACUUGGUGGAUGUUCUCUCUGUGAUUUGCCCAGGUGGUCCAGGCUAUGCCACCAUAACAAUGUCAAAGCCAACGACGGCGGAGUAUGAACCACACAUUCUGACCAUUUUCCGCACUGCAAAGAAUCCAGUGCAGCUAAAUUUCAUUGCUAGAGAUGCCAGAGGCAUCAUUGCUGAUCAAAGGCAGGGUGUGUCUUUGCAAGGCCAUGCACGCCGUGCGCGUCGAUUGGCGGAAGAGGUGCCAAGCGCUGUGCCAAACGCUGACUCCGCCAACCGCUCAACGGAUGGCCCCGCGGAUCACUCCACAGAGUUCUGCGAUGAGGACUGCCAGAGCCGACAGCUUUUUUCAAUGAGACGGCGCACAGCGAGCAGUGUGAGAAGACGAGGGACUGGGAUCAAGCCAGUGAACAUCAAUCCCAUGUCAUGGUUUACUCCUCGGAGAAGACGAGCCGCAGCAGCAGCAGCAGGUUAUGGUACAGCAGGGGCUGUAGCUGGUGCGACAGCUGGCGCUGCAGGUGCUUCUCGUCGGAGAGGCUCUUAUUCGCCUGCCCCUAGCCUCUAUGCGUCAGUGACAAGUCCAUAUGGCACCAGUUCAAGUUUUCAUCGACGCCGUUCAUACUCACAGGCAGGAUAUGGAGGUUCGUACCACAAUCCGUACACUUCCUACCUGGGUCCUUAUGGCUAUCCCAGCUCUAGCUAUGCAUCUCAGAUGUUUGGAGGCCACAUGCCGAUGGCCACUCCAUAUGGCUAUUCAGGAGCCAGUGCCUACUCAAGCAGUAGCGGUCUUCCCAUUGCACUAGCCGCCGGAGCUGGACUGCUGGCUGGCUAUGGUGGCAGCCACCUCUUACAUCACCACCACCACUGGUAUGGCUACAGCCAAGACGAUAUGUACAAUAUGCAAUGCACAUCUGGAACUUGGAGCGGGGCCUGCCGUUCCUGUGUUUCGAGCUACGGGGCCCAGAGAUGCAACGUGAUGGUCUCGCCCAACUUUGAUGCUGCUCGGGAUGAUCUCAUGUCCACAGGUUUUAUCCCAUCACAAGUCUCAUGGCCUUUGGUAAUCAAUGUGACCCAUAUCUCUGGAACAGACUUUGACCCAUCUACCAUAUGCCCGCCUCAAGAUGCUGCUCAGCAAGCUGCGUGGAAAGCGCCUCCAAUGAAGCAGGUCUUCUUCACACUUUCCGCGCUUCCUGGACGAAGUCCUGACAUGCUUGGCAAUAGCCAUGGCUACGGCUAUGGUCCAGGCAGCUAUGGCAGCUCCGGCUACAGCACAGGGUCUUCAGCGCAAUCGGUUUCUCCUGCCUUAGGAUUUGCCGAGUUUGUGAUCCAGAAGCCGGCAGGCGCAGACAAUGCGCCCCAUGUCUUCACGAUUUUCCGCACGACCAACAAUGCGAUGACGAUUAGUUUUAUGGCUCGUGGAUCGGCUGGUCGAACGAUUGCUGACCAGUCAGCAGGAAUAAACCUGCAGCCUGUGAGCCCAGGUCAAUAUGGCAGAAGACUUGCCAAUGGGACCAUGCCCACAAGAAAAAGCAAGGGAUCAAUGGCCAAGGGCACCGUGGAAAGCCAGGAAUUCUUGUCGAAACCUCGAAGGCUCUCGAGCCGUCGGCGCUCAUCUUGGUCCUCAUCUUCUUCAUCCAGGAGGCGAUCCUACACGGAUUCCAGGAGACGCACCAGUGUCACGUCCUCACCCAGGCGACGUGCCGCCACCCUCUCGGACAGGAGGCGGAGCACGGUGGAUGAGUCUCGCAGACGCAUGACACCGGUCAUCACCGAUGCCUUUCGGAGAAGGAGUCCCUCGUUCUCCUCCUCUCGCCGCCGGAGCACCUUUACUAGCCAGGGUUUCAGCAACCCCGCUCAUCCAAACUUUGGGCAAUAUGGCUACGUGAACCAGAACUAUGCUUAUCAGAACUACGGCGGCCACAUGCCAAUGACCACACCAUAUGGCUAUUCUGGAGCAAAUGCUUAUCAAGGUAGCAGCGGCAGUGGCAUGAAGAUCGCUUUGGCUGGAGGUGCCGGCUUGCUGGCCGGCAUUGCUGCCAACCGAAUGAUGCAUCAUUGGGGUGGUUAUAGCCGGGAUCAAAUCAUGAACUCCCAGUGUUCUUCAGGCCACUGGCAAGGGACCUGUAGCUCUUGUGUUUCGCAGUACGGAGCCAACAGCUGCAAUGCAAUGCUACAACCCCAUUUCAACGCAGCACGAGAUGAUCUCAUGAACACCGGCUUCAUUCCGUCACAAGUCAUGUUCCCUUUGCAUGUGCGGGUCACUCAUGUGGCCGGGCCUGAGUUCAACCCGAUGCUGAUUUGCAACCCGCCGGCCCCAGGAAUGGCAAGUCCUCCCGUACCUCAAGUCUUUUUCGCAUUGACUGCGUUGCAGACAUACUCGGGCAGCCAGGGCAACCAGCCCUAUGCAGAUUACUCGCAGUAUGGCGGGUACAGCCCUGGUUAUGACCAGCAAACCAACAGAGGAAGCGUUAUCGGAUCGCUGGCAUCCACCUUGCUGCUGUGCUGCUGCUGUUGUGGCAUUGGAGCAUUCUGCUGCAUCAAAAAGGGCAAACUGGGAGGGGAUUCUUCAUCAGAUCCUCUUCUCAACUUGCGGCAUUUGAAGAAAGACAUGACAUGA